AUGUUCUUCCUGACACCAGCGCUCGAAGAGCUGGACCACACCACUCCAGCCCACCUCUUGGCAGAAGCAUAUACCCUUUGGGCGCGCGAGCUGAAGUACCUCCGCGACAUGCCCAGUCUGCAGAGCCAGCGCUUCGCCAACACCCUCGUCUGCGAUCUCACCGCGAUUCGCGCAACAGCCCACGCAGCAGAGGCUGCUGAGAGUACUUUCGUCGAAGCGUUGUCAACCUGGAUGGAGCGCUACGUCGUCAACUGCCUACAGCACAUCGAUGUCACGACUAGUUUGGAGGUUGCAGAUGGGGUACUUGAGGACUGUAUUCCUGUUUAUGACUGGUAG
This is a messenger RNA of Cutaneotrichosporon cavernicola, 336 nucleotides long. RefSeq lists its product as uncharacterized. The record is from RefSeq and is a predicted model, not a curated record. Lineage: Eukaryota; Fungi; Basidiomycota; Tremellomycetes; Trichosporonales; Trichosporonaceae. The coding region runs from base 1 to 336 and encodes 111 amino acids. The transcript has a single exon.